AUGGCAACCACUUACACAGCCCCCCUUGCCGCUGCCCUUGCCCUCCUCGGCAUGGCGAGCGGCCACAUGAUCAUGAACACACCGACUCCCUACAACUACCAAGGCACAGCCAAGCUCCUCCAGGUCGACCCUCUCGACCCGACCUUUCCCUUCCCCUGCCAGGGCGUGUCCGAGAUCGUCUCGGUCACGCCCAUCACGGCCGGCACUACCCAGCUGGUCAAGUUCACGGGCGGCGCCCAGCACGGCGGCGGAUCCUGCCAGUUCAGCCUGACCUACGACUACCCUCCGCCCGCGGACAAGUCCAAAUGGAAGACCAUCUACACCCUCAUCGGCGGGUGCCCCGUCUCGGCCGCCGGCAAUCUCCACGUGGCGGGCAAGGACCAGGACGGCCGCGCCGACGGUCCCCACUGCGGCAACGACAGCGGCGUCGAGUGUAUCCGCCAGUUCGACAUCCCCAUCCCCAAGGACCUGCCCAACGGCAACGCCACGUUUGCUUGGACGUGGUUCAACAAAAUUGGCAACCGCGAGGUGUACAUGAACUGUGCACCGGUGACCAUCACGGGCGGGUUGGGGGAUGACAGGGCCUUUUUUGAUGGCUUGCCAGAUCUCUUUCUGGCUAAUGUUCCCGGUGAGUGUACCACGGGCAACGGGGUGCUGAAUAUCCCGCAGCCUGGAAAGUACGGCAAGGUGCUGGAGCAGCCCACUCCUGGAAGUGAGGGCGACUGUCCUAAGGCGGAUGGUGUGCCUACUUUUGAAGGGGACAGCGGCAACGACAGCGGCAGUAGCUCCACUGCCUCCCUGGUUGUAAUGCCAAUUCCCAGUACGUCGACGACGAGUGCCUCGCUGGUUGUAGUACCCAUCACUACCAGUACCACGGUGAGUACCUCAGCAACCACCUCCGCCACUGCGUCGUCUGGUUUCGUUACCCAGACCACUACUCCUCCUGUUAUCUCCCCUGUCCCGAGCGCCACUUCGGGCGCCGGCUCUAGCUCCGGCCCCUCUGGCAGCCAGCCCUGCCCUACCGACGGCGCCAUCAUCUGCUUCAGCCCGACCUCCUUCGGCCUUUGCAAUCACGGGGCGGCAAUCCCGCAACCCGUGGCACCUGGAACGACUUGCAACAAUGGCAAGGUUGUUCGCCGGAGUGCCAGACUUGCUGCUUUCUGGUAA
Molecule: messenger RNA, 1167 nt
Organism: Parathielavia appendiculata
Lineage: Eukaryota; Fungi; Ascomycota; Sordariomycetes; Sordariales; Chaetomiaceae
Product: lytic polysaccharide monooxygenase
Exons: 1
Coding region: 1-1167 (388 amino acids)
Source: RefSeq, a predicted model, not a curated record